Messenger RNA from Vitrella brassicaformis, 1380 nucleotides. The record is from the annotation of a GenBank genome assembly. NCBI's taxonomy places the organism in Eukaryota, Vitrellaceae.
CUUUCUACAAGGUGCAGCCACACUCUCGUGUGCAGCCACGUACACGCCUUCCGCAAUGUUUGGAUCUAUCUCUGUUCCUCGUCUGCUUGUGUUGUUCUUGUGUGCAGAUCUGCACAGCCAAGUAUUGAUGAGGCGCCUUGGUGGUGCUCUUCGGCCGCUGCCUCUCAGCCCUUCAUCUCCUUCAUCGCCACCAGUGUGCCCUCCUCCGCUUUUGGUGAGGCAAUGGGCUCCAUCUCCGUUUCCGCCACCUGGAGCCGCAUCGAUAUCGAGAUGGCCACAGACACAGCAGAUGGCCUCUUGCCGCUCCCCCGCCACCACCCUCAUUCCUCCGUCGCCCUCUGACAGCCCCAUCAGCAGUGAUCCAUCCAACUGGCAGCGCAGUCUCGGCGGCAUCCGUCGCUUCAGCACGCGCAAUUUGCACGGGCGGCUGUUUUACAAGCGGCGUCCGAAGAUGGUGCCCAAGUUCCUGCCGCGCAACUGGCGUGUCAAGUGGCUGGAGGGCGCGCCCAAUAAGAAAGGCGUGUGCGUCAAGGUGUACGUGACGACGCCCAAGAAGCCCAACAGUGGCCUUCGUAAGGUGGCGCGGGUCAAGCUGUCGACUGGCAAGACGGUGACGGUGCACAUCCCGGGCAUCGGGCACAACCUCAACGUGCACUCGGUGGUGCUGGUGAGGGGCGGGCGGCUGCAGGACGUCCCGGGCGUCAACUACAAGGUCGUCAGGGGCAAGUAUGACUGCCUGCCCGUCAAGAACCGAAAAUCAAAACGAUCCAAGUAAGGCAGACACAGAGGCAGACGCACGGAAAGGCCCCCGAACACACACCCGCCGGCUGCUCUCCGUGCCGCUGUGUGCUCUCAGGUACGGUGUGAAGUUGCCAGCUGAUAGGAAGCAGUGGCGCAUCGACCGCCUCAACAAGAAGUGGCUGACGACGGCCAAGGACCGGGAGCGCUUCAAUCAGUUCAAGUGGUUCAACUACCGCCAUCCCGACGGCACACGGAUGCUGGAGCCGCUCAAGGAGGGCGAGGAGGUGCCGCCCGUGCCGUGGUUUAAUUUCAAAUACCGGUGUGUGAUGAUGCAAAAUGCUGGCACCCGGGACGGUGCGUGAUUCUUUGUUUGUUGUGUGCAGGGAAUACUUGAGGAAGAAGGAGGCCGGCGCCAAGACAUGAAUGACAAGGGUGGGCUGGCUAUGGCUGGCUGCUGCCUGUCGACAUGCAUGCGUGGAAGUGUGUGCAUUGAUUGAGUGAGUGCUUCUGACUGAUGCCUCACUUCACUUGGGUGUGUGAUUGUGACAAGAUUCUUCACACAUCAAUUGGUGGCUUCGAUACGUGUGUACAGACGAUCGCCAGUGAGUGAACGUUACUCAAUCGUGCAUCUGUACACAG